AUGUGGAGCCCGGCCCCGCUGUGCGCCCUGGGCCGGCGGCGCCCCGGGCCCUGCCCGCCGCUGCAGCCGCUGACCCGCCUGCUCCAGAGGGAAUAUCGGGGACAAACCCCGAGGGAAUAUCAGGGACAAACCCCGACCCACCUGCUCCAGAGGGAAUAUCGGGGACAAACCCCGACCCGCCUGCUCCAGAGGGAAUAUCGGGGACAAACCCCGACCCACCUGCUCCAGAGGGAAUAUCGGGGGCUGCUGGGGCAGGGCUGGGGGAGGACACUGCACCUGCCUCCCCGCCGGUUUGUAAGUAAUAAACCCAAAUCCAAGCGGAAUCCCAAAACAUUCCCGGUUCUGGACGGCCGUGUCCCCGCCGUGUACCAGCAUGCGUUUGAAGAGAAUUUAAGGAACAGCAAGGCCGUGAUUAAAAGAUACUCGGAAUUGCUGGAGAGGGUGAAGAAAGGAGGGGGAGAAAACGCCAUCCUGCGGCACACGCAGCGCAACAAGAAGCUGUUCGUGCGGGAGCGCCUGAGGCUGCUCCUGGACCACGAGGAUUUCCUGGAGCUGUCCCCACUGGCAGGGCUGGACAUGCCCUACGGGGAUGUCCCCGCUGCCGGCUGCCUCACGGGGAUUGGCAGAAUCUGUGGGGUCUGGUGUGUCUUCAUUGCAAGUGAUGCCACUGUGAAAGGAGGAACAAUUUACCCAAUUGGAGUGAAAAAACAAUUAAGAGCCCAAGAAAUUGCCAUGGAGAACAGGCUGCUGUCUGUGCACAUCGUGGACAGUGGGGGAGCCUUCCUGCCCCUGCAGUCAGAGCUGUUUCCUGACAAGCUGCACGGUGGCAGGAUUUUCUACAACGAGGCAAUCAUGUCUGCCAUGGGAAUCCCUCAGGUGGCCGUGGUGUGUGGCUCCUGUGUGGCUGGAGGUGCCUACGUGCCCACCAUGGCUGAGGAAUCUGUGAUCAUUGAUCAAAUUGGAACGUUGUUCCUUGCUGGGCCACCCCUGGUGAAAGCUGCCACGGGAGAAGAUGUCUCUCCUGAGGACCUUGGAGGAGCCAGGCUUCACUCACAAGUCAGUGGCUGCAGUGACCAUUUUGCAGUCUCAGAAGAGGAGGCCUAUGAGUGCAUUCGUAAUGUUGUCUCUACCUUAAACUUUGAGCCAGUGCCAGGGGAGGACAGGGAGCCUGACAGUCCCUUGUACAGCCCUGAGGAGCUCCUGGGUCUGGCACCACUGGAUUACAGCUGCACUCUUCCUGUCAAACUGUCAAGUCUGUAUAAUUCUUUGCAGAUUCUGAGCCGGCUGGUGGAUGGAAGCAGAUUUCAGGAAUUCAAGGCUCCUUAUGGAACAACAUUAGUGACAGGAUUUGGCCAUGUGGAAGGGCACUUGGUGGGGAUAGUGGCCAACAAUGGGGAGCUGGCUCACGAUGCUGCUCUCAAGGGCAGCCACUUUGUCCAGCUCUGUGGCCAGAGGGGAAUUCCCAUCCUCUUCCUCCAAAACACUGCUCCACAGCCAGCAGGGCCUGCAAGCAUCUCACAGGCAGAAGCUCAUUCCAACAGGCUGAAGGCCCAGGCCUCCAUGAUGGCUGCAGUUGCCUGUGCUACUGUUCCCAAAAUAACCAUUGUCAUUGGAGGCUGUUUUGGGAGUGACAGCUAUGUCAUGUGUGGGAGAUCAUUCAGUCCAAACUUUCUGUUCCUGUGGCCCAAUGCAAGAGUUGCUCUUGUGGAUUCUCAACAUUUCCCCACAGUUCCACCAGCUGGGGACUGGACAGGAGAGGAACUGGAGCUAAAACAGCUGAAGGCAAAGCCUGUUCAAUUCUCUGCCCUCUCCAGGCUAGAGGAAGAAAGCAGUGCCUUUUACUCCUCUUCCAGGCUCUGGGAUGAUGGGAUCAUUCUACCUCAAGACACCAGGAAGGUGAUUGCCCAGUGCUUGGAGAUCAUGGAACAGAAGAAGUUCCAGACUGUGUUGUCCCAUCCCCAUCCCAUCAUCAGGAUGUAA
Molecule: messenger RNA, 1980 nt
Organism: Cinclus cinclus
Lineage: Eukaryota; Metazoa; Chordata; Aves; Passeriformes; Cinclidae
Product: biotin-dependent 3-methylcrotonyl-coenzyme A carboxylase beta1 subunit-like
Exons: 14
Coding region: 1-1980 (659 amino acids)
Biological process (GO): L-leucine catabolic process
Cellular component (GO): mitochondrion; methylcrotonoyl-CoA carboxylase complex
Molecular function (GO): methylcrotonoyl-CoA carboxylase activity
Source: RefSeq, a predicted model, not a curated record